ACAAGGACGUUUGCUCGUCAUUCCCACAGGUUUCUGCGGUCCCCAGUUUCCUCAGCAGCAACAGCUGUAAUCCGAGCAGCCGGCGGGCGGGUCACCCUCGUGUGAGCUCCCACUGCAAACAGCAGCAUCAUUAGCGUUCGUAACAGCAACACCCUCCGCAGCUCCUCACACAAACACAGCUGCCCUGGGCCCCACCGGACACUGCUCUCCCGCCCGCGGCCCCCAAUACUGAACAAUACACGCGGGACAGAGGAGGAAGUGGAAACAGGAGGAAGGGAGGAGAAAUAAGGAGGCAGGAUCGGGGGGGGGAUAAGGGCCCCGACCAACCGGGGUGUGGAGAGAGGGAAGGCUCUCGGUGUGGGAGCGCUCAGUGUGGCCGACAUCCAGCCGUGAGAAAAUCGUUAUUCGUUCAAAGUGAAAAGAAAUCCAAAGAUGGCGGCAAAUAAGCCUAAGGGACAGAACUCGUUGGCAUUGCAUAAAGUCAUCAUGGUUGGAAGUGGUGGUGUGGGAAAAUCUGCUUUAACCCUUCAGUUUAUGUAUGAUGAGUUUGUAGAAGACUAUGAACCUACCAAAGCGGAUAGCUACCGUAAGAAAGUUGUGCUGGAUGGAGUGGAGGUCCAGAUUGACAUCUUGGACACAGCUGGGCAGGAAGACUAUGCAGCCAUCAGAGACAAUUACUUCCGAAGCGGGGAGGGUUUCCUCUGUGUCUUUUCCAUCACAGAACAAGAAUCUUUUGCUGCUACUGCAGAUUUUAGGGAACAGAUACUACGUGUGAAAGAAGAUGAGAAUGUUCCCUUUCUUCUUGUCGGAAACAAAUCGGAUCUGGAAGAUAAGAGGCAGGUUUCUGUAGAAGAAGCAAAGAGCAGAGCUGAUCAGUGGAAUGUUAACUAUGUCGAAACCUCAGCGAAGACUCGGGCUAAUGUGGACAAGGUGUUCUUUGAUUUGAUGCGAGAAAUUCGUGCCCGAAAGAUGGAAGACAGUAAAGAGAAAAAUGGGAAGAAGAAAAGAAAAAGCUUAGCCAAAAGGAUAAGGGAAAGAUGUUGCAUUUUAUAAUGAAGGCCCUAUUGCACCCUCCUUUUUUUUUUUUUUUUCUUUUGUCUUUUAUUGAUGAGAACCAUUACCUGUUAGCAUGUCCCAUGCAGCUCAGCUGAUCGGCUGUGCUGAUCAUUACAAAGACAUUACAAUAUACCGGAAGCAUGAUUUGGACGCUGCUCUGGACAGACAUUCAACUUCACUGACACAAAAAAGGGAAAAAGAAAAAAUCUCUGCAAUAUUCUUAUUUGUACAGUGUUUCUGAAUGUACACAUUUUGCGCGAAGCAGCAAUAGUCUGUAAACACUUUACAGUAAUGGCUGGGGUGAGUGGUUGUUCUGAUAAUGUCCUAUUAAUCAUUCUCUGCUCUCAGAAAGAUCAGCAGCACUCUGUAGCAAACUGGGGUCGCAACUGUUUUACAGUGAUCUGCUAGAUGCUUUACAGGUAACUAGGCCAUUCAGCCCCUGUCAUAGCCUCAUAUGCACAGUAGAUCUGAAUAUGCCUUAUAGUAGACCUCGCAAAAAGUCAUGAAGACUAAACGUGAAGUUUUCACAUGUAGUAGCAUCAACCUACAUAUGAACUGAUAGUGAUCUUACACAAUCUCAGACCUAAGGCUGGGGCUAUAUAGUGACUUCAGACAAAACGCGUCACACGGCCAAAGAUGGCAGUGUGGCACCACCUGUUUUACAAAAAAAUGAAAGUGAAUGGGCCGGUGUUGAAACGCACAGUUUGCUGCGACUGCAACACUACAGCCUCAAGAAAUCCUGCAGGUUGAAGUUUCUUGAAGCUAUUGUGUUGCUGUAAUUUGCUGGUAGCAACAUGAACUUAUUCUCUUUUAUUAGUUGCAAUGCAUUUACACUGAGAUCUUUGGCCACGACGCACGUCGCACAGCCAAAGUCGUGGUGUAAUCAAUCUGGGAAAAAUUUCAGGUAAUUAAUAUAAAAAUGCAGCGGCCCAUUGGAAGCUUAUUUUCUGAGCUAUAGAAUCUAUCAGCUUAAUAUGACUUAUUUAAUUAACCUGAUAUCUUUUGGAGCAUUUGGCUGUUAUUAACAAGCAUUUUGCUAGCAUCACAGUUAUAAGGCCUUCAAUAAUACCAUAUGUGGUUUAUUACCUGAGGGCACCUUGCAAGACACCCCAUUAUCAUGGUCCUCUAUUUUAUAGGACAUAUUGUAUUUUUAUUAUAUACCUCUUCUAGAGCAAGUCAAUUUAUGUUUUGACUGUAUAUUUCCUAAUGUGAUUUCAGUUGAAAUACGGAAUUCUAGGUUUAUAUGGGACAUUGCUACGCUCUAGGAAGAAGGGUGGUCCAUGCACGUACGGUAUAUCUUUGAUUUGAAUAGACUUCUAUAGUAACGACGAUUUAAACAGAAAACCAGAGACCUAGAAGUGAUGGCUAGCAUCAGUACACAGACUUUUAUUAGUAUACUGUGGGUGCAAUAUAAAGAACAACCAUAGGGAUACAUGAGCACUCUAACAUGCAGCACUUUGAAUGUAAUCCCUGGAGAAAAAUACAAGGAGAAGGUAAAACCUUCAAGCAUAGUUAUCUGACAAAAGGCAAAUAACCACGAGCCUGGUUUAGGCUUCGGAUAAGCACUUCAGACUUGGUGAGAUAUAGCCCUUAAAGAGUUUGUUCCAUAUGACCUUGCAGGCUUUACUUGGGGCAGUUAAGUAGAUGAUCUGAGGUUGUUUAUCACAUUCGUAUUUCCUACUUGCAGGAUAAAGCAGCUAGAGCAAAAAGUCAACGCGUGGCGCUAACAUUAUAUAGAAGUUACUAAGACUGCUGGGGCAUAUUGUCUGUCCCUAUUACUCGAAUGUGUUAUGUCCUGACUGUGGGGUUUACUGACCCAAAUUCACAACAUCAUAUGUUUCUACAAAGCCGUGAGUUUGGAUCCGUUAAUCCCACAGUCGGGCAGUGAGUAAUAUGGAUGCAUAAUACAUCAUGCUCUGGUCUUAGCCUUUGGCUUUUUCCAUUGGCAUUAUGAUAUUUUCUGCAUUUUCUCCUAGCACAUAAGGCUUUUUUAUCUAACCUCUAGAAAUUCACUGUAACUCACCUACAGUUCUAUAAUUGUCAUUAUUAAGUUUUUAUGACUAAUUACAGUAAAAAGACUCUAUACUUCCCAUUAAAGAGUUAUGAAGAGCUUUAAAUUUCUCAGUUCCAUGUGUCAGCAUUGUAACCAUCAGGAGUGACUCCCCCUUUCCCGCAGAUUGUUCUCCAACAUGCUGACCGAGCUUCAUUUUUUUAAAAAUUUUCCCCAAACUAUUUAGUCUGCACAGUUUUGGAGGGAUAUAUCCCUUAUGGUAUAUAUUACAUGACUGUGAUUCAUUGUGUACCACACUCAGCAACUUGGGGAAAUAGAGAGUCUUUCAAGACAUGGAGUAUGGCCGUGAAUUUUUCAUCACAUGUUAAUAAGCUAAGAAACACUGAAUACAUUCAAGCAUAAAAUAACCUUCCAGUUCUCAGCUGUAUGUAAAUGGUAAUUUCACUAUUCAUCACCAAGAAUAUCCAGCAAGCAUUACAUGAGAUAUGGGGGCACUGAGAACCUCUUCAUUUACUUACUGUGAUUUGUUUCUUUGUUGUACUCUAAGGUUUCUGACCACUAAUGCUUUAGGCUGGGUCUACACAGGUGACUGGAAACCACCAUGGUUUUGUUAGAUAUUUCUGUGGGUUAAACUCCAUGACUGGUUUUAGUUUACUAUGACCAGCCCAUAGAUCUUGCUCAUAGAAACAUGUAUGAAUCGUCUACAUCCAACGUCAUCUGUGUAGCUACAGUCUUAAAGUGCACUUGAUGCCUGCACACAUUAGUUACAAUCAUUUUGUUUGGUGGACCAGUAUACAUGAGGAUGUAUCCUAUGAAUUCAGCUGGAACAAGUGCCUCAUGCAGGUAAUCCAUGAAGUGUUUUAGAUAUUCCUCUAGACCCUAUAGAAUUGAUAAGUUGCUUUCUCAUGACUAUCUUUUCUGCACACAAAAUGGCUGCCUUCCACGUGUGUAGGCACGGAGUUCACUUUCAGUAGUUUUGCAGCUAUGAUGUUGGGUACUGUGGCAUUAUGAAGCUACUGGAAACAAUAUAUAGGCUGAUUCCACUGCCCAAUUUUAUAUUUUUGCCAUGGAGCCAUUUCAAGUUAAAUAAAGUUCAUUUUUGUAAUUGUGCUGUA
Messenger RNA from Bufo bufo (common toad), 4182 nucleotides. It is a transcript of the gene RALA, whose product is annotated as RAS like proto-oncogene A. Gene Ontology annotation, cellular component: plasma membrane. Bases 433 to 1053 code for a protein of 206 amino acids. Gene Ontology annotation, biological process: Ras protein signal transduction; regulation of exocytosis. NCBI's taxonomy places the organism in Eukaryota, Metazoa, Chordata, Amphibia, Anura, Bufonidae. The transcript has 5 exons. The record is from RefSeq and is a predicted model, not a curated record. Gene Ontology annotation, molecular function: GDP binding; GTPase activity; GTP binding.